AUGGAUCCACUUCAAGAAGCAUUAAAAACAAAAGAGAAACAAAUUUUCUUUACAAUACCACCCAGAUAUGAACAGAUAUUUAAACAAAGAGAAUAUGAUCUGGAGUACUUUGGACUUACUCUUAUGCAAAGAGCUGUAGCUUUUAUAAUUUUUUUUGUCAUUGGGCUUUUAUCAUUCUUUUAUGCUAUGGUGAAAGUGUUUACUGCUGUAAUUUAUCCUGCUCAAUUUGCUCUUCCUUAUGCUUUUUCUAACUUUGUAUUUUUCUUUAUGUUUGGAUUUAUUCUUGGCUUUAGGUCUUACAUUUCGAAUUUGUUCUCAGAAAAAAAGCGAGUCUACACUUCUUUUUUUAUUUUAAGUACUUUUACGACAAUUUAUACGACACUUACUAUGGGACAUUAUUUUAUUAAUUUGUUAUUCUGUGUUAUUCAAGUCAUUUCAUUUAUUAUUUUCGCUAUAACAUUUAUUCCUGGUGGUACGCAUGGUAUUUCAAGUAUGAUUUCUUUAGUAUUAAGAAAAUGA
Vairimorpha ceranae is the source of this 519-nucleotide messenger RNA. Its product is annotated as er to golgi transport membrane protein. Bases 1 to 519 code for a protein of 172 amino acids. Gene Ontology annotation, cellular component: membrane. NCBI's taxonomy places the organism in Eukaryota, Fungi, Microsporidia, Nosematidae. The record is from RefSeq and is a predicted model, not a curated record. The transcript has a single exon. Gene Ontology annotation, biological process: vesicle-mediated transport.